AUGGCCUCCCAAGUGGGCUCCAUUGCCCAGUUGCUGGAUGCAACUUUAGAUCCCAGCACCCACAAGAAAGCCGAGCAAGCCCUUAAGAUCGAACAGGGCAAACCGCAAUACUCCCUCAGCCUUCUCAACAUCGUCGCCUCAGAACCUCUUCCUCUCAAGACCCGUCUAGCCGCCGCCCUGGCCUUCAAGAACUUCAUCCGCUCCAACUGGGUCGAUGCUGACGGCAACUACAAGCUCCCUGGCGAUGAAGUGCAAACGAUCAAGUCUCAGCUUAUUGGCCUGAUGAUUUCUUGCCCGCCCACCAUCCAGACCCAACUCGGCGAUGCCAUCAGCAUCAUCGCCGACUCCGACUUCUGGGAGCGCUGGCAGACACUGACCCAGGAGCUCGUCGAGCGCUUCUCCCCCGUCGACCCCAAGGUCAACAUCGGCGUCCUCGAGGUCGCCCACUCCAUUUUCGUCCGCUGGCGCCCUCUCUUCAGAACUGACGAGCUUUACACCGAGAUCAACCACGUCAUCAGCACCUUCGCCCAGCCCUUCGUGCAGCUUCUAGUGCAGACCGACGAGCAGAUUACCAAGAACACUCAGAACAAGGACGUCCUCAAGAGCUGGUUUGAGGCCCUGAGCCUCAUGAUCAAGAUUUUCUACGAUCUCUCCUCCCACGACAUGCCCCCGAUCUUCGAAGAACACCUGGCCUCCAUUUCCGAGCUGCUCCACAAGUACCUGACGUACACGAACCCGAUUCUCGAAACCGACGACGACAGCGAGGUUAGUGUCAUUGACACUGUCAAGGCGGAUAUCUGCGAGGCUUUGGAACUGUACACGCUCAAGUACGACGAGGAUUUUGGAAAGUACACUGAGCCCUUUAUCACCAACGCCUGGAACCUGCUCUCCAGCACUGGUGCCGAGACCAAGUACGACUUGUUGGUCAGCAAGGCUCUGCACUUCUUGACAGCUGUCGCUGGCACCUCGCAGCACUCGGGCGUCUUCGCUGACGAGAACGUUCUGGGCCAAGUGGUCGAGAAGGUCAUUCUGCCCAACGUUGCUCUGCGCGAGUCCGACCUGGAGCUGUUCGAGGAUGAGCCUAUUGAGUACAUCCGCCGGGAUCUGGAGGGCUCAGACACCGAUUCUAGACGCCGCUCCGCCACGGAUUUCUUGAGGAGGCUUCAGGAGAAGUACGAACAGCUGGUCACUGGCGUUGUCUAUAAGUACAUCAACCACUACCUGGAGCAGGGCAAGUCCGACUGGAAGGCCAAGGACACCGCCGUCUACCUGUUCAUCUCCAUUGCGGCCAAGGGCUCUGUUACAGCCACGCAGGGUGUCAAGACGGUCAACUCGUUGGUCAACGUUGUCGACUUUUUCGAACAGCACAUCGCGUCCGACCUGAUGGCGAGUGGAGGCGUGGAGCCUAUCUCCAAGGUCGAUGCCAUCAAGUAUCUGCACACGUUCCGCAGUCAACUGACAAAGGAGCAAUGGAAGCUGGCAUUCCCCCCUCUUAUCCAGAAUCUGGCAUCCGACAACUACGUAGUAUAUUCAUAUGCUGCGAUCGCGGUCGAGCGUCUGCUCUUCCUGACAGAUGACUCGGGUAAAGCGAUGUUUCCCCGUGAGGACAUCCAGCCCUUCGCUAAGGACCUGCUUGAUCAUCUUUUCAAGCUCAUCGAGAAAGAGAGGACGCCUGCCAAGCUCCAGGAGAACGAAUUCCUGAUGAGAUGCGUUAUGAGAAUCCUCAUCGUUCUCAAGGAAGGAGCUGCACAUCUCGUUGAGGGUGUCCUGACUCACCUGGUUGCUAUCACAAACAUGAUCAAGCAGAACCCCAGCAACCCACGCUUCUACUACUACCACUUCGAGGCUCUUGGUGCCCUCAUCAGAUACUGCUCUUCGACGCACGCGUCCCUUUUCAACCAGCGCCUCUGGGAACCGUUCAAUCAGAUUCUGGUUGAGGACGUUACUGGUGCGUUACGUUUUGGCUUUUCACUCUGUCCUGUGGUCAACUGCAUGGCUAACAAUCAGAUAGAGUUCCUCCAGUACAUCUUCCAGAUCCUCGCACAGCUUUUGGAGUCGAGCCCGGCAGAUGCCAUCUCGGAAAAUUACAAGGCUUUCUUGUCCCCUCUUCUGGAGCCGGCGCUGUGGGACACCAAAGGGAACGUUCCGGCUUGCACCCGGCUUCUCUCGUCAAUCAUCCCAGCGACCUCGGUCUACAUUGUCUCAGACAACAAGCUUGAGCAGAUCCUGGGUAUUUUCCAACGACUCCUUGCUGUCAAGAAAUACCAGUUGUAUGCUUUUGACGUCCUGGAGGCAGUUGUGAAAUCUCUUGAACCUGGCGUCGUCGACCAGUACUUUGGUACAAUCCUCAGCUUGAUCUUCACCAAGCUGCAAGGCAACCCUCCCGACUCGUUGAAGCUCCGCUUCGCUCGGUUCUUCCAUCUCGUCUCGGCCCGCGUCGAGGCUGGUUACGGAGCCGACUACUUCAUGAAGCACUCUGAGAAGAUCCAAGAGGGAAUAUUUGCCAAGGUUUACCCGCCGUUCGUCUUGGCCGAGACGGAGAAGCUGGCGCGCCCUGUCGACCGCAAGCUUGCAGUAGUCAGUCUUACUAAGACUCUCUGCGACUCGCAGGCUUUUGCGCAGAAGUUCGCCAAGGGCUGGGCCAACACGUGCAGGAUCCUCCUCGCCCUACUGGUAAACCCGCCUGUGGUGUCGGCUGGGCUUGGUGACGAGCUGAUCGCCGAGGCCGACGUUGACGACAUUGGCUUUGGCCUCUCGUAUACGGCACUCAACACCUGCAAACCGAUUGCGCGCGACGAUUACCCAGAGGUCACCGCUGUGGCUCCCUGGGUCAGCGCGUACAUCAGCUCCGCCAACCAGCGCCACAACGGCGCCAUUGUCAACUUUGUCAACACGCGUCUUACGCCCGAACAGCAGCAAGCACUCCAGCAGUACUUGCAAUAG
Colletotrichum higginsianum IMI 349063 is the source of this 2943-nucleotide messenger RNA. RefSeq names its product Cse1. Gene Ontology annotation, molecular function: small GTPase binding; nuclear export signal receptor activity. The record is from RefSeq and is a predicted model, not a curated record. Lineage: Eukaryota; Fungi; Ascomycota; Sordariomycetes; Glomerellales; Glomerellaceae. Bases 1 to 2943 code for a protein of 980 amino acids. Gene Ontology annotation, biological process: protein import into nucleus; protein export from nucleus. Gene Ontology annotation, cellular component: nuclear envelope; cytosol. The transcript has 3 exons.